CGGCAAUAACGCGCGACACACGAUUUUGUCUAAAGAAACUUACCGCUGGUGAUUGCAAACAUGAGCUUGUUAAAUAAGCCGAAGUCUGAGAUGACGCCGGAGGAGCUUCAGAAGCGUGAGGAGGAGGAAUUCAACACGGGUCCUCUGUCAGUACUCACUCAAUCCGUCAAAAACAAUACACAGGUCCUCAUCAACUGCCGUAAUAACAAGAAACUUCUGGGCAGGGUCAAGGCCUUUGACAGGCAUUGCAAUAUGGUACUGGAGAAUGUGAAGGAGAUGUGGACAGAAGUCCCAAAGAGCGGAAAGGGUAAAAAGAAAUCCAAGCCUGUCAAUAAGGACCGUUACAUCUCAAAGAUGUUCCUGCGUGGAGACUCAGUCAUAGUGGUGCUCAGAAACCCUCUCAUCACUGGGAAAUAAACCUGGACAUGUUUUCAAUAACUGUUAUUGUCAUUUGUAAUUUUUUUUUUUUUACCUUGAUUUCCAGGGGUACUUCUGGAAAGGAGAGGAAAGAUGCAAAAUUAAGACCCAAACACUUUUGUGUUGUUAGACAAAAUUGAGAUCUUUGUUUGAUUGUGAUCAUUACCCUGUUUUCUCCAUUUUGUUUAUUUUUUUUUAAUGAAUUACAGAUGCGGUUUUCCUCUUGAGGAGUUCAUCUACAUUUCUUUGUCUUUAAAGUGUGGUCUUCUGAACACAGAUUAAACCUAAUCCAGGUCUAAAGGGGACUGUCAUUGGCAAAUACAGAAAAGUGAAAUUUAAUUUGCUUUUAGGUUUAACCUAUAGAAAAUCUUUAGAAAACCAAAAAAAAAAAGAAAACCAUCUGUCCAUGUUAGAUAUGAGUUUUAACCACUUUCUAGGUUUCUAAAUAACAGUCUAAUGUCUUUCCCUAAAGGCCUAAUCCAAAAAUUUUCAUUCAGAACUCAGAAAGACCCCUGUUACUACCCCUGUUACAGACCACGGCAGUGUGGUAGAAAGCAUUUGUUUUCUUGCUACAGAACAGAUUAUAAGAAAAAGCAAACGUGUGUUGUGUGAC
This is a messenger RNA of Chanos chanos (milkfish), 1030 nucleotides long. RefSeq names its product small nuclear ribonucleoprotein Sm D2. The transcript has 3 exons. Bases 61 to 417 code for a protein of 118 amino acids. Gene Ontology annotation, cellular component: small nuclear ribonucleoprotein complex. NCBI's taxonomy places the organism in Eukaryota, Metazoa, Chordata, Actinopteri, Gonorynchiformes, Chanidae. Gene Ontology annotation, biological process: RNA splicing. The record is from RefSeq and is a predicted model, not a curated record. Gene Ontology annotation, molecular function: RNA binding.